AUGAAAAUUAAUCUAGAAAAUUCUUUUAUUUUAUCAGAAGAAACUUAAAAUAAAUUAUAAUCUGUUAUCAAGAUGAAUGUUGCUGCUACGUAUUCCAUUGCAGGAAUCUCAAGCAUAGCUAUUAUUACUGAAAAUACUAUUAUGUUUGUUAGCCUAUCAGAUUUAUUAUAAUCAUUGUCUUAUUUAAGAUAUAUGUAUAGUGAGUUUAUUUGA
Messenger RNA from Paramecium sonneborni, 213 nucleotides. NCBI's taxonomy places the organism in Eukaryota, Ciliophora, Oligohymenophorea, Peniculida, Parameciidae. The record is from the annotation of a GenBank genome assembly.